UAGGCUUUCUACUCGAAAUUGCUAUAUAGCCUCCUGCAUAGCUCCAAAGUUUACAUGUUCCCUAUUCCAUGAACCUUCUAUGUAUUUCCUCUUUUCAUCUUCUUCUUCUUCAACAAUUCUCCGACACAGAGGAAUAUAAACAGACUAUUUACUCAUACAGGCACUGAAACACAGACCCCCUUUGAAAUUUUGAAUCUGAAAGUUUUUUUUUUUUGGGAUUUUUGAGGUUGAAAUGUUGUCGAGGUCUUGUUUCAAUCUGUUGAAUCUCGAGGACUACAAUGGAGGCGAUCGAGCUAGGCUGCCGAAGGUGGUGACGGUUCCGGGGAUUAUCUCCGAUUUUUCCGGAUCGUCGGACGAGGAAGAGGGGAGGGUAGUGGGGGAGAGUAAUGGUAAGGAGAGGAGAAUAAUCGUGGCGAACUAUUUGCCAGUGAAGGGUUACAGAGAUUCAGAGACUCAGAAUUGGAGCUUUGAGUGGGAUAAGUACGCCUUAGACGCUUUGAUUUUGCAGAUGAGAGAUGGGUUGGCGGCGGAUGUGGAGGUUAUCUACGUCGGCAGCCUCCGGGGGGCGGCGGAGGUGGAGAUUAUCGAUCCCGGCGAGCAAGAGGAAGUGGCCCAAUUGCUUCUCGAUAAGUUUAGGUGUGUACCCACUUUCUUGCCUUUGGAUUUGAGGAACAAGUAUUAUCAUGGGUUCUGCAAACAUUAUCUCUGGCCUUUGUUUCAUUACAUGUUACCUUUGACCCCUAGCCAUGGUGUGAGGUUCGAUAGGGCCACGUGGCAGGCCUAUGUGUCAGCAAACAAGGUUUUUGCUGAUAAGGUCAUGGAGGUGAUCAACCCAGAUGAGGAUUAUGUCUGGAUUCAAGACUAUCACCUUAUGGUCAUGCCCACAAUUCUAAGGAAAAGGUACCCUAGGAUAAAGCUUGGGUUUUUCUUGCACAACACUUUCCCUUCCUCUGAGAUUUAUAGGACAUUGCCUGUUAGGGAGGAGAUUCUGAAAGCCCUUUUGAAUUGUGACCUUAUUGGCUUCCAAACUUUUGAUUAUGCUAGGCACUUCUUGGCUUGUUGUAGUAGGAUGUUGGGGUUGGAUUAUCAGUCCAAGAGGGGCUAUAUUGGGAUUGACUAUUUUGGAAGGACUGUUAGUAUUAAGAUCUUGCCUGUGGGUAUUCAUAUGGGUCAGCUUAACUCUGUUAUGUCUCAAGAAGAAACUGCCAAGAAGGCUAAUGAGUUGAAGGAGAAGUAUGGGGGGAAAGUUGUGAUGUUGGGGAUUGAUGAUAUGGAUGUGUUUAAGGGGAUAAGUUUGAAGUUUUUGGCAAUGGGGGAGCUUCUCGAAAUGAACCCGAGUUUAAGAGGGAAAGUGGUUUUAAUCCAGAUUAUGAACCCUCCUAGGAGUAGAGGGAGUGAUAUUCAAGAAGUUCAGAAUGAGAUCAAUAAGACUGCUAGGGAGGUUAAUAGGAAGUUUAGUAGUCCCGGGUAUGAGCCGAUUGUUUGUAUUGAUGGCCCGGUUUCUACCCAGGAAAAGAUUGCACAUUACGCGAUAUCUGAGUGUGUUGUGGUUAAUGCGGUUCGGGAUGGUUUAAAUUUGGUGCCUUAUGAGUACACGGUUUGUAGGCAGGGCAGCCCUGAUUUGGAUAAGGCGUUGGGGAAUGAGGGGUUAGGGAUCUCGAGAAAGAGUGUGAUUAUUGUCUCGGAGUUCAUCGGGUGCUCCCCGUCUCUCAGUGGUGCAAUCCGGGUUAAUCCCUGGAACAUCGAGAGUGUAGGCGAGGCAAUGAAUUUGGCUGUGGAGAUGCCCGAUUCGGAGAAAGAAAUGCGCCACGAGAAGCAUUACAAAUAUGUUUCUUCUCACGAUGUUGCUUAUUGGGCGAGGAGUUUCGAUCAGGACCUUCAGAGAGCCUGUGCUGAUCAUUUUCAGAAGAGGUGCUGGGGGAUCGGUUUGGGGUUCGGGUUUCGGGUUGUUGCCUUGGGGCCUAAUUUCAGGAAGCUCUCGGUGGAACACAUUGUCUCGGCUUACAAUAGGACGAAUAGCCGGCUUAUCCUUCUCGACUAUGAUGGUACUAUGAUGCCACAGGACAAAGUGGACAAGACUCCCAGCGAAGAAGUGAUUUCGGUGUUGAAUAGUUUGUGCAGUGAUCCCAAGAAUAUCGUGUUCAUUGUGAGCGGCCGAGGAAGAGACUCGUUGGCCAAGUGGUUCUCCCCUUGCCCAAAUCUCGGUCUCUCUGCAGAACAUGGCUACUUUACUCGAUGGACAAAGGAUUCCCAGUGGGAAUCGCGGGCAGUAGCAGCUGAUCCAAACUGGAAAAGUGUGGUAUUGCCCGUGAUGGAACAUUACACCGAGGCCACAGACGGGUCGUCUAUCGAACAGAAGGAAACCGCCAUAGUGUGGCACCAUCAGGAAGCCGACCCGGACUUUGGAACAUGGCAAGCAAAAGAGCUUCUUGACCACUUAGAAAACGUGCUUGCCAACGAGCCCGUGGUGGUUAAGCGAGGCCAACACAUCGUUGAAGUGAAACCGCAGGACAUAAGCAAAGGUCUAGUCGUUAAGAGCGUUAUGGCGACAAUGCAAGCCAAAGGGAAGCCAUCCGAUUUCGUGUUAUGCAUAGGCGACGACCGAUCAGACGAGGACAUGUUCGAGAGCAUUGCGAGCUCGGUAGCCAACCAUUCCUUGCCCGAGAUGGCCGAGGUGUUUGCUUGCACCGUUGGUCAGAAGCCGAGCAUGGCUAAGUACUAUCUCGAUGACACAGUCGAAGUCCUGAAAAUGCUCCACGGCCUCUCAGCGGCCGCAACCUCGCAGCUAUCCCCCAAGCCUUCGCCCCGGGAAGUCUCGUUUGAAGGGUCUCUUUGACAUUGAAGAACUGCAGGCAGGCAUCAUCAGUUGAUGGCUAAAAAACAACAUUGUACAGGAAAAGAAAGAAACAACAGAAAUUUACAGGUCCUUGUAUACUUAAAUCCCAGUCUAGUCCAAAAUCUCAUCUUUAAUUUACAGACUUAUAGGAGUUGCACAUAUAGCUCCUUUAGCUUCAUCAUCUACUGGAUGCCUUUGGCAGUUUACUCACUAUAGGGUUGGUUAAAGAUACAUUACAUUUUUGGUUCUUCUUUUAAUUAUAAAUGGUUCUUUCAUUCCUUAUUU
This is a messenger RNA of Ipomoea nil (Japanese morning glory), 3121 nucleotides long. RefSeq names its product probable alpha,alpha-trehalose-phosphate synthase [UDP-forming] 11. The record is from RefSeq and is a predicted model, not a curated record. Gene Ontology annotation, biological process: trehalose biosynthetic process. NCBI's taxonomy places the organism in Eukaryota, Viridiplantae, Streptophyta, Magnoliopsida, Solanales, Convolvulaceae. Gene Ontology annotation, molecular function: catalytic activity. The transcript has 3 exons. Gene Ontology annotation, cellular component: cytosol. The coding region runs from base 233 to 2836 and encodes 867 amino acids.